Messenger RNA from Alnus glutinosa, 426 nucleotides. RefSeq lists its product as uncharacterized. The transcript has a single exon. Gene Ontology annotation, molecular function: oxidoreductase activity. Lineage: Eukaryota; Viridiplantae; Streptophyta; Magnoliopsida; Fagales; Betulaceae. The record is from RefSeq and is a predicted model, not a curated record. Bases 1 to 426 code for a protein of 141 amino acids.
AUGCCCUUAUUUCCUCCACCCCUCUCGGUCACCACCGCUGCCCUUCUUUCCUCCGUCCCCAGCAACGUCAUCGUUCUCACCCAAGACCUCGCCGAUGAACUCGUCCUCGUCGACACCAAGCUCGACAAGCUUCGCGGCGAGAUGCUCGACCUCCAGCACGCCGUUGCCUUCUUCCCCCACACCAAAAUUCACGCCUCCGUCGACUACGCCGUCACCGUCGGAUCCGAUCUCUACAUCGUCACUGCCGAGGCCCGCCAGAUCCUCGACUCAUCCAACUAUCCAAGUAUUGGUUCCUCGUUCCCGAUCAUCUCGACGCUCGCCGAUCCUCAUCGCAGAUCCUUAACUCCAUCGACUAUGCCGAUCACUCGGCUUCGGCUUUGUUGGGAUUCCUUCCAUUUUGCUAGGUCUGAAUACUCAAAGAAAUGA